AUGAAACCCUCUUUGUUUACUGAAGAGAGUAUUCCAAGUGCUACGUUGCAGUCAAUGGGAUUAUCUGACGAAGGUUGUCCUGUUGGAACAGUUCCUAUUAGAAGAUACACUAAAGAAGAUGUUAUUAGACAAAAGCUUUUGCCACCACCAGAAGACACUGUUCACGUUGUCGAUCCUCCACUUACUAAUAGGGACAACUUCAAUGAUUCCAAAGCUAGAAGGAUUAAACCUUUGAAAGGCUACAAGCUAGCUAUUGUUUCAACAGAUGACAAUCCAAAUAACAAGUUUGGUGGGGCUUCGAUGAUAGCUGCUAUAUAUAAUCCUCGCAGUACAGGUCAACAACAUAGUGCAUGUCGCUUGAAACUUAUUAAAGGAAAAAAUAUUAUACAAACGGGUUGGAGAGAUCAAGAGAAAGGGAAUUGGUGGCUAUUCCUUGACAAUGUAGCAAUUGGUUUUUGGCCAAAAGAAGUGUUUGAUGAUUUUGGUAAUUUUGCAACAAAAGUUGAAUGGGGUGGAGUUGUGUAUAGUCCAGCUGGGGUACUUGAACCACCAAUGGGUUCAGGGCUUUACCCUCUUAUGAGAAGUACAACAGUUAAUGCAUAUUGUAGAGUUAUUACACUCUUAAAUGACAAGGGUCAAAACAUUGAUCUAUUAGGUUCUAAGUUGCCAACAUUUUCAACAACUCCUAUGUUGUAUACUGUAAUUGAUGUUCCUAAUUAUCCAGGUCUUGAUUAUAAUCAUACCAUCCUUUAUGGUGGACCUGGUGAGAUCUAA
Messenger RNA from Solanum verrucosum, 774 nucleotides. RefSeq lists its product as uncharacterized. The transcript has 4 exons. NCBI's taxonomy places the organism in Eukaryota, Viridiplantae, Streptophyta, Magnoliopsida, Solanales, Solanaceae. The record is from RefSeq and is a predicted model, not a curated record. The coding region runs from base 1 to 774 and encodes 257 amino acids.